This is a messenger RNA of Ectocarpus siliculosus, 3797 nucleotides long. NCBI's taxonomy places the organism in Eukaryota, Phaeophyceae, Ectocarpales, Ectocarpaceae. The record is from the annotation of a GenBank genome assembly.
AUGGCAGCGGGCGACAGGAGGACCACAACAAUGAAGACAGUGACGGCAUGCACGAUGGGGAUCGUGCCCGUCCUCCCAAUCGUUCUACUCGCUCUUAGCGGCACCUCGGUCUCUGCCAGGUUCGCCUUCAGGGGCAGGAACGCUCACAACGAGGGAAACCUCGAACAUGUGGCCGACGCUCAAACGAUCAACAGCAGUGUGCGCAGCCUCCAGGCCGAAGUCUCCAUGUGCGACGGCGGAAUUGUCGGCAUCCAGUCAAGCGAUGUGUGCUGUUCCGCAAGCUGCGGGUCUUGCGGAGGUUCUGGGUGCUCUUCCAGGGACGGUGGAUCGGAAUCCUGCUGUGGUGGCGGAGUCAGGGCUUCCGGUCGGUACUGCUCCGUUACGGGAGAAGCGCCCUGCAUGACUAGCCCGGCCCCUACGCCGGAACCUACGCCGGCUCCUACCCCUGCUCCCACACCUGAAAUCCCGAUGUGCGACGGCGGAAUUGUCGGCAUCCAGACAAGCGAUGUGUGCUGCUCCGCAAGCUGCGGGUCUUGCGGAGGUUCUGGGUGCACCGGCAGGGACGGUGGAUCGGAAUCCUGCUGUGGUGGCGGAGUCAGGGCUUCCGGUCGGUACUGCUCCAUUACGGGAGAAGCGCCGUGCAUGACCGGUCCGGCCCCUACCCCGGAACCUACGCCGGCCCCUACGCCGCCCCCUACAGUUGAAGUCCCGAUGUGCGACGGCGGAAUUGUCGGCAUCCAGUCAAGCGAUGUGUGCUGCUCCGCAAGCUGCGGGUCCUGCGGAGGUUCUGGGUGCACUGGCAGGGACGGUGGAUCGGAAUCCUGCUGUGGUGGCGGAGUCAGGGCUUCCGGUCGGUACUGCUCCAUUACGGGAGAAGCGCCGUGCAUGACCGGCCCGGCCCCUACCCCGGAACCUACGCCGGCCCCUACGCCACCCCCUACAGUUGAAGUCCCGAUGUGCGACGGCGGAAUUGUCGGCAUCCAGUCAAGCGAUGUGUGCUGCUCCGCAAGCUGCGGGUCUUGCGGAGGUUCUGGGUGCAGUGGCAGGGACGGUGGAUCGGAAUCCUGCUGUGGUGGCGGAGUCAGGGGUUCCGGUCGGUACUGCUCCGUCACGGGAGAAGCGCCCUGCAUGACGGGCGCGGCCCCUACGCCGGCCCCUACGCCGGCCCCUACGCCACCUCCUACAGUUGAAGGCGAGCGAUGUAUGCUGUUCCUUGAGCUGCGGGUCUUGCGGAGGUUCUGGGUGCACUGGCAGGGACGGUGGACCGGAAUCCUGCUGUGGAGGUGGAGUCAGGGCCACCGGUCGCGAUUGCUCUGUUACGGGAGAAGCACCCUGCGUUGUGACAAGUCCGGAACCUUCGACGCCGGCCCCGACGCCGGCCCCUACACGUGCAGGCCCAUCCACAACGCCGACGCCUACGACCGUCACUUCUUCGCCCGGAACUACGCCUGCGCCCGGAACUACCCCGACACCCACGACCGUCACUGCUGCGCCCGGAACUACGCCUGCGCCCGGCACUACCCCGACACCCACAGCCGUCACUGCUUCGCCAGGAACUACGCCUGCGCCCGGCACUACCCCGACACCCACGACCGUCACUGCUUCGCCAGGAACUACGCCUGCGCCCGGCACUACCCCGACACCCACGACCGUCACUGCUUCGCCAGGAACUACGCCUGCGCCCGGCACUACCCCGACACCCACGACCGUCACUGCUUCGCCAGGAACUACGCCUGCGCCCGGCACUACCCCGACACCCACGACCGUCACUGCUUCGCCAGGAACUACGCCUGCGCCCGGCACUACCCCGACACCCACGACCGUCACUGCUUCGCCAGGAACUACGCCUGCGCCCGGCACUACCCCGACACCCACGACCGUCACUGCUUCGCCAGGAACUACGCCGGCGCCCGGCACUACCCCGACGCCUACGAUGAUCACACCUUCGCCCGAAACUACGCCGGCCCCUACGUCUGUCGGUGGAACUACGCCGGCCCCUACGUCUGUUGGUGGUACUACGCCGGCCCCUACGUCUGUCGGUGGUACUACGCCGGCCCCUACGUCUGUUGGUGGCACUACACCGGCCCCUGCCGGAGGUCGUGGUGGAGGCCGUGGUACGCCGACCCCUACGAUGAUCGCCGGAACGCCGGCCCCUACGUCUGUUGGUGGUACUACGCCGGCCCCUACGUCUGUCGUUGGUACUACGCCGGCCCCUACGUCUGUUGGUGGCACUACACCGGCCCCUACCGGAGGUCGUGGUGGAGGCCGUGGUACGCCGACCCCUACGAUGAUCGCCGGAACGCCGGCCCCUACGUCUGUUGGUGGUACUACGCCGGCCCCUACGUCUGUCGGUGGAACUACGCCGGCCCCUACGUCUGUCGGUGGAACUACGCCGACCCCUACGAUGAUCGCCGGAACGCCGGCCCCUACGUCUGUUGGUGGUACUACGCCGGCCCCUACGUCUGUCGGUGGUACUACGCCGGCCCCUACGUCUGUCGUUGGUACUACGCCGGCCCCUACGUCUGUUGGUGGCACUACACCGGCCCCUACCGGAGGUCGUGGUGGAGGCCGUGGUACGCCGACCCCUACGAUGAUCGUCGGGACGCCGGCCCCUACGUCUGUCGUUGGUACUACGCCGGCCCCUACGUCUGUUGGUGGCACUACACCGGCCCCUACCGGAGGUCGUGGUGGAGGGCGUGGUACGCCGACCCCUACGAUGAUCGCCGGAACGCCGGCCCCUACGUCUGUUGGUGGUACUACGCCGGCCCCUACGUCUGUCGGUGGAACUACGCCGGCCCCUACGUCUGUCGGUGGAACUACGCCGGCCCCUACCGGUGGUCGUGGUGGAGGGCGUGGUACGCCGGCCCCUACGUCUGUCGGUGGAACUACGCCGGCCCCUGCUGGAGGUCGGGGAGGUCGAGGUCCUUAGUUCAUGAGGUCGAGGCCUACCCUUGGUUGGAAGGACGUUGGGAGACCACUUACAACCUCCAGUGGAUGUUCCUGGCAAAAUGUAAAGCCGGCCAGGUUGUGCAAGGUGAACCUUGUUGGAGGUUUCACGCACAAACUGGUUAAAGAUCAAGUCGUUGAUGGUAUCUAGUGGAAGGUGUAUCCUUUUUUCGAAGAAUGGGCAGUAGCUCUAGAUGAUGUUGGGAAUAUAUAUAUCGCAUCGUACAUCAAACGUCUACAUGGGUAACGUUGGUAAGUACCUAGGGUUGUGUCAGGGUUACCUAGUAGUGAGACGCGCAGUAGCGCGGCGUGCUCUUUGUGUCUUAUACUGCUGAAAGAGCAGAGUGCGUUUGAUAGGACAAGUCUGUCCUUUUACUUUUUUGUAUGCGAUAUUCCAGAAGUUUUAUUCUGAAGAGACAACACUUUUUUUUCUUGAUAUUCGUAGUUUCAGCACCUUAUUUUCUGAGUGUCACAGAUUGGUGAAUCGCCUUACCUACGAAAGUACGUUUCUAGAAUUUCUUUAGUGGUAUCUGGCGACUGGAUGCUGCAGAGGCAUAGAAGAAUUGGUUUACCCUAUGUUGAGUGCGUGGGCGCGUUUUGGACGCAAGUUUACCUGGGUUUCCGUCGGUAUCCUGUUUGGAUCGUGCAGCCCCCAUCCCGCCACUCUGUUUUCUAUCCGGUCUCACCGACGAGAUAACUGUGUUUUUCCGACACCGUUUUUCCCCUGAGAAUUCUUCGUACUGAUGCAAGAGUCCACCGGCACGAUCUCUCACGGAGGUUAAGUGCCACGAGCAGCGCAAGCCGUGUCGCAACGCACCACGUGUGUGUAUACGCUGUGCUCCAAGUUCGGA